AUGGGCGCGGUCACUCCGUUGGGCAACACGGUGCAGGAGUUCUGGGAUGGCUUGGUGGCGGGGCGGUCGGGCAUAGCUCCCAUGACCCUCUGCGACCCGUCGGCAUAUCCGUGCCAGAUCGCCGGCGAGGUCAAGGGGUUCGACCCCGGCGGCUAUGUCAACCCCCGUGAGGCCCGGCGAAUGGCCCGCUUCAGCCAGCUGGCCCUGGCGUCGGCACAAAUGGCCGUUGAUGACUCCGGUCUGGACCUUGAGCGGGAAGACCAUGAGAGAAUAGGAGUCCUGUUGGGCACCGGCAUCGGCAGUCUGCCGACGACCCAGGAGAUAUGCCAGGAGAUGUUAUCCAAGGGUGCUAUGAAGAUAAACCCAUUCUUCAUCCCGAUGAUACUGCCCAAUAUGGCCUCCGCGAACGUUGCCAGGAUCUUUGGGGCCAAGGGCUACAACUCCACUGUCAUCACUGCAUGUGCAGCGUCGAACCAGGCCAUUGGAGAGGCCUCCGAGGCCAUCCGGCGCGGCGUGGUAGACAUUGUUCUGACGGGCGGCACCGAGGCCAGUAUAAGCGAGUUGGGGCUGUCCGGAUUCUGCAUCCUCAAAGCUCUGAGCACGCGCAACGAGGAGCCGGACAAGGCCAGUCGCCCCUUCGACGCUGGGAGGGACGGCUUUGUGCCGGCGGAGGGAUCGGCCAUUCUGAUCCUGGAGAGCCUGGAGCACGCCCUGGACAGAGGCGCCACAAUUCUGGCGGAGGUGGCGGGCUUCGGCACGUCCUGCGACGCCUUCCACGCGGUCCAGCCGGACGAGACCGGGGAAGGAGCUGCCAGGGCUAUCCGGUGGGCUCUGGCCGACGCUGAAACGCCUCCCGAAACAAUCGACUACAUCAACGCCCACGGCACGUCCACGCAACUCAACGACGCCAUCGAGACAAUGGCCAUAAAAACUGUGUUCGGAGAGAGGGCCUACAAGGUGCCCAUCAGCUCCACCAAAUCGAUGGUGGGGCACGCCCUCGGCGGCGCGGGAGCGCUGGAGGCCGUGGCCUGCGUGAAGAGCAUCCUGGACGGCGUGAUACAUCCCACGGUGAACCAGGAGCGCCCGGACCCGUCCUGCGACCUGGACUACGUGCCAAACGUGGCGCGGCAGCAGAGGGUGGAUGUUGUACUGUCCAACUCCUUCGGCUUUGGCGGGCAGAACACCUGCACGGUGUUCAGGCGUUACGCGGAGUAG
Molecule: messenger RNA, 1215 nt
Organism: Geodia barretti
Lineage: Eukaryota; Metazoa; Porifera; Demospongiae; Tetractinellida; Geodiidae
Source: the annotation of a GenBank genome assembly